Molecule: messenger RNA, 3460 nt
Organism: Babjeviella inositovora NRRL Y-12698
Lineage: Eukaryota; Fungi; Ascomycota; Pichiomycetes; Serinales
Exons: 1
Coding region: 121-2994 (957 amino acids)
Biological process (GO): transcription initiation at RNA polymerase II promoter
Cellular component (GO): transcription factor TFIID complex
Source: RefSeq, a predicted model, not a curated record
AAAUACAGCUAAUCCAUCUUUUGUCGCUCCCUAUCACAGAUUGAUCGGACUCAAACCUUCAGCAUAGACUUGUGAUCCACAGUCUACACACAUAUACACAGAUCAAAAGUCACGGCGAGGAUGUCUGAAGCGACUACACCGGAACAACCGCAGGAGAUUCCAGAACCGACACAGAGGGAUUCCAGAACCUUGGUAAUGUCUGAUGAUAAAGCACCACUACCUGUAAGCGAUGCCAUAGAGCGCGCUACGAGAGGAAGUGCAGUAUCGCCAAUGCCCCUAUUACCGGACGAAAUCCCCAAGUUCGAUAGUGAAGUGCGUGUCAAUGGUGACACGAGUAAUCUGGAAGAACCAGGCUUGCAUCCAUCGUUGAAUUCGCCGAUGAUUGAAUUGGAAGAAGUGGAGCAGCAAAUCACAUCCGACGCUAUUCUUGCAGGUGGCAACGAGUCCGAAGAUAUAGUCAUGAAUGACGCUGAUACACGGGAUAGAAACCAGGAUACAAAUAAUGGACCAGUCAGUGUAUCUGAGGAUAACGAUAUAGCCAUGUCAGACAACCAAACAAACGUAUUCAACAGCUCAAAAGAUGUGAUAGAGGUCGAAAAAGGCGAUAUGAAUAGUACAGAGGAUGCACCGGAAGAAUUGAGCACCAUCACAAAGGAUGUCAAGGAGCUUGUCACCGAAGUCUCUGUGUGUGCUUCCAAAGAAAUUGCUACAAAAGCUACAGCUGAAAACUCCAAGAACACAGAAAGAGUUGCUGAUGAAUCCAAGGAUGCGGAGAUGGAAGAUGAGAUCGCAGUGGAUUUUGUGACCUCAGACCUUUCACCCCUGGUUGGGACCGCGGCUGAAUCUGUGAUUACGCCUGCUAAACACAACCCGUCUAUACCUGGUGAAAUUAAAGACGUGUCUCCAAAUGGGACAACUGAAAAUCAGGGAGCCAGAUUUCGAAAUACUGAAGGUAAUACUCCGGUUGAAAGGGUCGACAAGGCUCCGUCUGACCGUACCUCAGAAGCUAUGUGCACCCAGGAUACUGACAAGGUUACAGAUGUCUCUGGACCAGCACAAACUGAAUUAUUUGAAGCUAAGAUAGAAGCAGACGGAAAGCCUGAACCCUCGUCCCAGAGCGCCCCCAGGCCAAAAGUAACCCUUCCUACUGCAUCUGACAAGGAGUAUAUCCGCCAGUUACCUUCUAUUGCGUCUUAUUCCACAGAGAAUACCUCCGCCUUCCCACAGUUAGAUAAUGUGGUAAGUAAGCUUAUUGCCACCUACUUGAAGAGUUACUUGGAAAUCGAGUUCUUUACGGAGGAUGCCUUGACGCAUUUGUCCUGCUUAGCAACCUCCUACUUAUCCCUGUUGGUUGGUAAGUUGCACAACAUCACUGAGUACCAGAGAAGACAUAACCCGGCAAUCCAGGAUUUGUACUUAAUGUUCAGGUUGGAGAACUCCAAUGUGGAAGCGGAUUCUUUCAAAUGCGGGCUAGUGCGGGAGUACGAUGAAUAUCAGAAAUUCAUGAGCCCUGACGAUAAGGUUGCCAACCCAAAACGCACUGCAAUGGUCAAAUACUACUCUGAGCUCGCCCAGGAAUCCACUGCUUUGGUGCGAAGCUACUUCCACAAUGCUGCAGGUUCUAAUAUCCUCGAGCAGGAAGUUUCAGAGUCAGAUCCGUCGGCUCCAUUCUUUAACAACGCCUACUCGUUUGCCAUCUCUGAUCUUGUGCACCCCUCCGAUAACAACACCAGCUUAGAGACAUCCACCCACGGUGCCAACGGUUACGUCCCGCUGUGGCUUCCAUUUUUCCCACCGCGCCAUACCUACAGAUCGACCCCGACAUAUGUAGAGCGGUUAACAGACAUGCGAGAGUUGAAGGUGAAGUUGGUGGACGAGAGCAGACUUGUGGAAGGUGCUUUAAUGAGUCUCUUGUUGAAGCAGGAGCAGAAGGAGGCGGUCCUCGAAGUUGUCGCUGCUUCUGAAGAAAGCGGAGAUGAGGCUUCUGAUGUGGAUGCUCAGUUUGACAAGGUUCUGGUUGUUAACAGUCCCGCAACCUCGGAAAACGAAGGAGUGGUUAUUGAAGAGGCGGGUAUUAAGUUGGGAGAGGCAGUGGAGUUCCCCAUAUCCCUAGAACUGGCCAAAACCGAAGCCCAUGUCGUUUCAGAGGUUAGUAAUGGUAAGGAAAAUUCUGUGAAGCUUGAGACGACUUUUCCUGCCAGUGCCUCUUCUGCGUCACAGAGCAAAGAAUUUGACAUUCUCAAGUAUGCGGAGAAACGGUUGAGGAGUUUGAACAAGCGUCGAAUCGCUGCGCUCUCGGACCAAUCUGAGGAAUUCGGAAAUACAGCUAAUGAAGACAAGGAUGCCGUGUUUAGAAAGCUCGAACGGUUGUUGAGCCCGUACGCCAAGAUCCCCGGGCCACACGUGGAGGCCGAACCCAUCGGCGAUAUCGUCGCUGGCAUCAUGUCUUCCGAGUACAAAAUGGUGCUCGAACAGGUCUCGUUUGCAGAGCAUCUGAAGAGACGGAAAUUGGCGAAGCAGGCCAAGAAGGCAGCCGAAUUGGUUAAGCAGAAAGAGCAGAUCGAGCAGGACCAGCGCGACAACUUUGCCAAAUACAACCAGGAAAAUGAUGCCAACGAUGAUGUUAACGGAUUUGACUUGAAUUUAGAGUUCGAUCCUUCGGAUGCUGCCCCUGGAAGCGAGGAAGAAGAAGACGACAAUUUGCGGGCAACUCUCAUUGGGAGAACGAACCCCAACGAAGAUGGCAUUCCCCUGUCGGACGAAGAAGGUGGCCCCUCUCAGCCGCAGCGUUCGUUCAGCCCCGGUUCUGGUAGCACGAAGGUCGGCGGCGACAAUUCCGGCAUAUUGGAAGACGAGUCAGGAGGUGAGCUAGUGGUGCCACAGGAAGAACAGAGCGAGUCGGUAGUGGAAGCAGCUCCAUCUCCUGUGGUUUCAGUUUCACAGGAAGCGGAUAGUGGUGAAGAUAGAGAUAUGAUUCUGCUCGAGGAGGUUUAGAUUUAAUAAUAACGAAUAACGCACUGAAAAAUGGGGUUCAUAGGGAUAAUGCGGGGGUGGAAAUUUUCUCGGCGUGUGGGUUUUUUUUUUUAGUUCUAGGUUUCAAAGGGAAGAGAAUGAAACAUGUGAGAAUCUGUGGAUGAGCUGAUCUCUUGAUUGUAUGGCAAUUUGUGGUUAUCCUGCCACAUACAAAAACAUGCAUUUGCCUAGAUAUGACCCCUUAGAGGUUCCUGACUAGAAUGGUGCAAUUAUACCAAGUUUAGGUCUUGCGGUCGAAUAACUAGCUAUGGAGACUGCCGGUGACCUUUAAUAUACCUGCCAUCCGCACACUCAAGUUCCUGGUACAAGCAAUGCAAAAUCCAUCGUUUUCGGGUAUUAAACAGCCUUUGGUAUGGGCAACACAUACUGGAAACACUGGAAUUACUGGUUGUGUAUAUUUCUAGUAUUUACUCACCGUGAAUUCCCG